AUGCAUACACCACAAGAGAAAGCACAGAUUUUAUGGUGGUUUCAUAGAAAUGAAUUCCGUAAUGCAACUACAGAGAAACUGCAGAUCCCAGAAAAGAAACGUUACGGACGUCCCUGCACCAGUGAUUUUGAUGUCGAGCGUGUCAGAGAGACAUUUUUUCACAAUCCUAGAAGAUUUGUGAGAUCAGCGGCAAGAGAAUUGGAUAUGCCAAUUUCGACGGUGUACAAGGUUAUUAAGAAAAAAUUAAGACUGCAUGCAUACGAAGUUCAAAUUGAAGUUUUGGAACCGGACGAGAGGCCUAGGAGGAUGGCCUUUGCAACAGAUAUGCUAAGGAGGAUUGAAGAUUAUGCUGAAUUUCUGAAACGCAUAAUGUUCCCCGACGAAGCAUCCUUUCAUCUUUCUGGCAUUAUUAAUCGCCAUAAUGUGCGCAUAUCGGGAUCUGAAAACUCCCAUGAAUACCGUGAGGCAUAA
Molecule: messenger RNA, 471 nt
Organism: Stegodyphus dumicola
Lineage: Eukaryota; Metazoa; Arthropoda; Arachnida; Araneae; Eresidae
Source: RefSeq, a predicted model, not a curated record